Gopherus flavomarginatus (Mexican gopher tortoise) is the source of this 1469-nucleotide messenger RNA. RefSeq names its product angiopoietin-related protein 3-like. The transcript has 3 exons. The coding region runs from base 47 to 766 and encodes 239 amino acids. The record is from RefSeq and is a predicted model, not a curated record. Lineage: Eukaryota; Metazoa; Chordata; Testudines; Testudinidae.
CCAGGCUGGCAGAUCUGUAGGAGGCUAAAAAUAUUUACAAGUUGCAAUGCACAAAAUAUCUGUUUUGGUCCUCCUGAGUAUUGCACAUUCUCUAAAUAGUGUAACCAAAGGAAGCUAUGCAUCAAGCAAGAAAGAAAUGCCAGGUGCCCACUUUCAUUAUUCCAGCGAGGAAAUCCAUGUGCUCUCUCAGGGUGUCCUGAAGCUUGGAGCUGGGUUAAAGGAGCAGGUUGACCAUACUAAAGAGAAAAUUACCUACAUCUGUCAACAGCUCAACAUUUUUAACAACUCCUUGAUAGAAUUACUGGAGCAGGUCAGCCUAAAUAAGAGGCUGAGAAAUGGUCUUAUGGAAAAAACUCAGCAACUUGAAACUAGGAACCAAGUUCUGGGCAGGCUCUCUGCAGAGCUCCAGAACCAGCUUGGUGAAGUGAUGCACUACAGAAUGACUUUCAACACCAAGCUGGAAUUUUUAAAGGAGAAGAUAGAGAAUGCCCUAAAUUACAAGACUAACACCAGUACUUCAGUGAGUAUGACUGACAUUAUGUCUUUUGUGCAAACUCAAAGCAUAAGAAUUGAUGAGUUGCUUACUGAAGUGGAGCUGCAGGAAGACCAAAUUAGUAUACAAGAUGCCCUCAUUCAAAAGUUACUGAAAAAGGUUAGGCCAAAAAGCAAGCUAGCCAGACAGCGGAAGACCAAUGGAAUCAGGAAGAAAAUAGCAGAUUUUUCUGAGAUGCAGAACACAACAUUAUCAGUACAUGAGAGUAUAUGAAAGACAAUCACAGGAUUAAAAUAUUUUACCAGGGAUCUAUGCAGUGUAAAUGCAGAUAUGCUAUUAGGAUUUCUAUCUUGAUUUAGAAGGCUAACAUGCAAGAAAGCUAGGGGCUGUCUUGUUCAAUAGUUUUUAUCUUUUAACAAACUGCAUGGCCAAGGUGCUGAAAAGUUUUGCAAAAAUAUUGUUAUUGUAGCGUGAAUAUGACAGUUACCUAGUAGCUUGCUCCUAACAGAAAUGUUGUAGAUAUGUAAACACUGGUUACAAAGCAAAUAUUUUAAGGUAUUGAAAAAAAUUAGUGCAUCUGAUUUUUUAAAAAAAAUGUUUUUAGACAUUUUUUAGAACUAUGGUUUAUCAUGAAGAUUAUGGAAAUUCAUGUUUUAUUCAGUUUCUCAGCUCACUGACUUGACUGCACAGUGAUCUACAUGCCAUAUGGUAUAUAUUUCACCAAUCGUAUAUUACAUAACUAAUGGAAUUUAUUAUGGCACGUAGAGUGUAAUGCAUCAGUUGAAAGCACUGUGAUACACAAGCUAUAUGCAGGAGGAAUGCUUGUGCCACUAGACUAGAGUGACCAGAUGUCCUGAUUUUAUAGGGACAGUCCUGAUUUUUGGGGUCUUCUUCUUCUAUUGGGUCCUAUUACCCCCACCCCUCACCCCUGUCCUGAUUUUCAUAUUUGCUGUCUGGUCACCCUACACUAGACUGC